Messenger RNA from Oncorhynchus masou masou (cherry salmon), 591 nucleotides. RefSeq names its product zinc finger protein 654-like. Gene Ontology annotation, biological process: regulation of transcription by RNA polymerase II. The transcript has 4 exons. Bases 1 to 591 code for a protein of 196 amino acids. Gene Ontology annotation, molecular function: DNA binding; DNA-binding transcription factor activity, RNA polymerase II-specific. Gene Ontology annotation, cellular component: nucleus. The record is from RefSeq and is a predicted model, not a curated record. Lineage: Eukaryota; Metazoa; Chordata; Actinopteri; Salmoniformes; Salmonidae.
AUGUCAACAAGACGACACAAAGAGGCUGUGUUGACUCAGGAAUGCUUUUCCCAGCUGGAGAGACACCAGAACAUCCACCUGCUGCAGGUGGGACAGAUCAUCAGAGAGAAGGGACCGUGGACCAACCCCAUACUACAGGCCAUCCUGAAGGACUCACAACUGCCCCGGGAUGAAGUGGACCGGUACCUCAGCUCAGAGGUGCCAGUGUUCUUUGAGCUGCGUGUUCGUUACCUGCUGUCCAGUGAGAUGUUCACCGAGGCGGUGGUCUUGGCUAAGACCUGCUCUCAGCACCCCGUUGCCGGGCGACACCUCUUCUUCCGACAGGCCUACCUCACCUGUCUGUUGAAGGCAUCGCUCCCUCGCCAUAUGCACGAAGAGAUGUCUGACAUCGACGGUAAGGACGCUGUGGAUAUCGUGUGUAACACGGAGAGUGAGGAGAGCGACGAGACGCUCCUGGCCCUCUGCACGGCCUUCCUCUCUCAGCAGCUACACCGGGAGACAUGUACUGCAUGUGGUGAGGCUCGUCACUGUCUAUACACAUCACACCGGUCUGUGUUCUACACCGGGGGAGACAUGUACUGCAUGUGGUGA